UAUUAUUAUUCUGGAUUCAAACAUGGACACAAGACCACUCAAGUGUGUGUGUGUGACCUUCCUCCUCACCCUUAUUCUUCUUGCUUCUGUAUCAGAAUCCAGGCUAUUGAAUAGUCCUGUAAAUGGUGUGUUAAGAACAUUGAAGAACUCUGGUCCAAGCCCUGGUAAAGGCCACAUGCUUAAAAAGCUUCAAAACUUUGCACAGAUCAAGCACUCUGGACCUAGCCCUGGUACUGGUCACAAGGUUAACAAUUCUCAAAACCUUGGAGACAUUAAGGAAUCUGGUCCUAGCCCCGGUGUUGGUCAUUGAUUCAGUUCAUACAUCUCCUAGUUCUUUUGCUUUUUUU
Messenger RNA from Arachis duranensis, 347 nucleotides. RefSeq names its product PAMP-induced secreted peptide 2-like. The transcript has a single exon. Lineage: Eukaryota; Viridiplantae; Streptophyta; Magnoliopsida; Fabales; Fabaceae. The coding region runs from base 23 to 310 and encodes 95 amino acids. Gene Ontology annotation, biological process: regulation of developmental process; innate immune response. The record is from RefSeq and is a predicted model, not a curated record.